CAGACUGGGAAACUAGACACGGGCGGAGAGUGUUCCGUUCCCAAGUAUGUGCAGUUCUCAAGGGGCGGAGACAAGGCUGCAUCCACAGCGAGCUGAGCUGAGCGGCGCGGAGAGCUACCUCAGUACGGGCUCCCGCUGCUGGGACAGGGCUAAUAAGUUAGCUAACAAUAGGACUCUCUUUUGGUCCCUCAUGGCUCCGUGUUUUUUAAUGACAGAAAGGACUGGCGCUUCCCACGAGAAUCGUGUGUGGUGAGGUGACUGUGGGACUCGAACAAGUGACCCAUCUCAGUUGGGAAUGUGGGAUAGAACAACCCCGGCUACCGACCUCCCGGCUGGAAUCCUGUGAGAAUUGGAAGUUCCGGUUGCCCAGGUUAUGGAAGAAAGUGUUCUUUCUAUUGCGUGAAUUUUUUUUAGAUAACUUUUUAAAAACUUAGACUUAAUAUUACAACCGAGCCACAAUGAGGAGCACAGAGGAGGCGGAGGGCUUGGACGGCGAGGCCUCCAACACCUCCAUGAUCUCCGGGGCGAGCAGCCCCUAUCAGCCCACCACCGAGCCAGUCCACGCGAGGGGUAUCUUUGGGGAGAUUCGCUGCGAUGUGGACUACCUCAAGUCAUACUUUGGUAUUUUAAAGGGAGUCGAAGUGGUCCUGUCACUCAUCGGAUUCAUCUGCAUAGAAACCAUCAUGAUGUGUUCCCCAUGUGGAGGCGUCUACUUCUUUGAGUUUGUCAGCUGUAGCGCCUUUGUGGUCACGGGCACCCUUCUUGUGAUUUUCUGUCUCAACCUGCACACCAAGGUGCCCCACAUCAACUGGAACCUCACGGAUUUGGGCAACACGGCAGCCAGCACCUUCUUCUUCUUCUUGUCCUCCCUGGUGUUGGCCUGUAUCAAACACAACACUGGAACAGAGAUAGCAGCAGUGACCUUUGGCUUCCUGGCCACAGGUGUGUAUGGCCUAAACACUUUCCUGGCGGUUCGGCGUUGGCGCCGUGGCAACUCUGGCGGGAGCCAGAGAGCAACUCAGAGCAGCGAGUACAUGCGAGCGCGCACGGCCUCUCGUGGAGAAAUGGAAGCGCGACCUGAGCUUGCAUGAGAAGACGAUCAGACGAGCUGGAAGGAAAAAAACAGAUAACUGACAGGGAAGGACACCGUAUGGAGUAGAAUGGUGGACCUAAGUCAGGAUUUGGAGCGACAUCACAAGACUUCCUGCCUCCAUUCCUGAGGCACAGAUGUGCUCUGCGGGUUUGUUUACCAUGAAUCCAACACAAGCAUUCCACAAUAAAAAAAAAAGACUCACUUUGGGGAAGAAGUGAAAGAAUGGAAACAGUAAAACUUUUAUUCAUGUCGAGGAUGACCUCCACUGAGGUGCAGACAUGGCUGACUUUACGUCUCUGCAAAAUCCUUGCAGCUACUCAUGUUCUGUCUUUUUCACGUGUUGCAUCUGACUGUGAAGUAGUCGCGGGGUAGUUGAGCUGCUGUUGUGAGUCGCUCGUCACUUGUCUGUGAGGUGAUUGCACGGCGAUGAUGAUCCAGCAACAGGAACCAAGGAACCACUCCUUUACUUACACCAGCUGUUGUCCAGACGAGGCUGAUAUUAAAUAUUUAAUCACGCUGAUUUAGUUCAUUCCUUCUUUUUCUUCAACUGCCUUUCAUCAGUGAUGAUUAGCCACUACAGAUAACUUUGCUGUGUGAAAUAUUUUUUUUUUACAAUAUGAAUAUUGUGCAUUUUGAGGUGAAAUAUGAGUACCUUUCAAAUUGGUGAGAAAUGAAGUUUUGGAUCCAUUCCAUUUGUGUCCAUUUGGUUUUGUGUCAACACUGUGAUCAAGUACAAUGAAGCGAUGAAAAGGUGGUUCCUUUUUUGCACAUGUAAAAGUGAUACACACAUCUGUAGUGGAUUCCUAGAACUCAGGUGUUUGCGUACCCCGUUCCCUUUUAUGACAACUUUGGCAAGACAAUCAACCAGUGCGUCAAUACGAAUGCCUUAUUAGACGUGAUAGAUCUAUUUGUGUGUGAAGGUUUGUAACUUUACGGUACUGCCCUUUUUUUUUUUAACAUUUUAACAGUUUUCAGUACUCUGGUUCUCUUAUAAAUCUGUAUUUAUCAUCCAGGAAAUCCAAUUAUUACUUGGCACUCCAUUGUGAAUAUACUGUACUUACCAGACACUGCACACUAAUCAAUCCCAUGUUUUUUUUCUGUCUACUUACUGUAUAGCGCCACCUCAUGGUCUUCUUUUUAAACGUACUCCAGCUCUUGUACAGUACUGCUUUUGAACACUUGUCUGAACAAAGCAUUCCAUUCCAUUCCAGUCCAUUUUCAUGUAUGCAAACUCAUACAGUAUAUCAUUAAUAUGGCAAUAAUCACUGCAGGUAUUUAAUAAAUUAU
Messenger RNA from Doryrhamphus excisus (bluestripe pipefish), 2380 nucleotides. It is a transcript of the gene cmtm4, whose product is annotated as CKLF-like MARVEL transmembrane domain containing 4. Gene Ontology annotation, cellular component: membrane. The record is from RefSeq and is a predicted model, not a curated record. NCBI's taxonomy places the organism in Eukaryota, Metazoa, Chordata, Actinopteri, Syngnathiformes, Syngnathidae.